Molecule: messenger RNA, 330 nt
Organism: Trichomonas vaginalis G3
Lineage: Eukaryota; Parabasalia; Trichomonadida; Trichomonadidae
Exons: 1
Coding region: 1-330 (109 amino acids)
Source: RefSeq, a predicted model, not a curated record
AUGAGUGAUGUCAUGUCUGAUAUUGCUAGUGAUGUAAUGGAUGCUGCUGAAGAUGAAAUCAAAGAUGGAUUAAAUGAUAUGGCUGAAGAUGCAAUUAACGGUGAAUUGGACGUAGGAAAGAGCAUGAAUGAUAUGGCAGACAAUAUAUUGGAAGGUGGUGCUGAAGCAAUAGUUGACAAUGCGUUCGAUAAACUGUACGACAGCUCUGAUGUUCCAAGCGAAGUUAACGAAGUUGUUGACGUUGUUAAAGACGAAGUGGGAGAUGCACUUGGAAAUGCAUUUGUAAGAGCCAAAGACGAGAUAGUUGAGGCGUGUUGCAGAGUUUGUUAA